UUUUUUUGUUUUUUGUUUUUUGUUUUUGAAACUGGUUGAGAAGAAACGAAACUAAAAUAUAUAUGCAACGGUGUGUACGGUCUCUGCUGCUCUAGUCUGUAAAGAAUUUUUCUCAAUCAGUUGUUAUUGGAGUCAGCUGGAGUCACGUUUGUUGCUGUUAUUAUUGUUGUUAUUAUUGUUGUUGUUUUUGUUAUUGAACUUUUUUAAUUUUUCAGCAGUAAUCCAUGUGGGAUUUUUGGCAUUAACUGUAACAUCAAAACUUUCUAAAACAUGUCUGCAUCGUGGCUAUGCUUAGAAACAACCUCAAAAUUAGCUUUAUAUCUGAUCGUUUUCGCACUGCUUGCCACACAGUGCGUAUGCUUAACAAAUGCGGCAGCUUCAUACCCGGCUAUACCCGAGUCGAGGGCACACAUCAAUAGCUUAACAGAUGAAAUUCAGCAUAAAGAGUUCGAUAAUUCAAAUUCACAGCAGCCGCAUUCACGAAGAAAACGUUUAAUAUGGAUAACGGACGAUGGUCGUUUGGCACUACCGCCAGGCACAUCCUUAACAUUUACGCCAACCAUUGCUUUGCCGCUAGUUCGACAUCCACCCGAGGGCUUCUUUUCCAAUUUAACCAUCAGUUUUCCCGUAACAAUUGAUUUUGAUAAAUUAGGUCUGACGGACAAUCAAAAUCCUUUGGGUGAUUUGCCGCCAAUAUUUGCCCGUUCGUUUGGUCAUACGGCUGGUCUCAUGUUAAGCGAUUAUAUGACUAAAUAUUUGCAUUUUAAACGGAAACGCGACUUAAGUGAACAAAAUUCUAUUGAAAAUUCAAAAAGAAAAUAUUUCAAUAAUAACGAGCAAGUGGGGGAUAAGUCGGAAGAGGGUAUCAAAUUUCCACAACUACCGGAACGUUUCAAGCAUGUUUUCCACGGUGGCGAAAGAAUAAUAUUAUACGGCGUAGUUGAGAAUUUUCUAUCGACAUUUGGAUUGAACGGCAAGGCUUGUUUAUUGCGCACUAUAUGUGAGAUCCAUUCACGUCCGUUGGAUCAUUUUGGUGUCUUCGGAGAAAUGAUUAAACUGUUUCUCACGGUAACGAAGUCACCAUUUUCCGAUUUAAUACCGGAAUAUGUUAAAGCUCAGGAAAUUGGUGAGGGUCUAAUACCGCCAGCUGAAUGUUUUCCCUAUUACAAAGACUGCCCAAAGAGUAUAUUUAAGGCCAUUCAAAAUCAUAAAUAUAGUAAUAUCCUAAAGACAGAAGAUGAUGAGCACGAGACAGCAUCGCAAUACACGAUCAAUACCCAAUUACCAAAUUCAGAAAAUGCUAUAAAUAAUGAAAUGGAAAAUGAUUUUUUGAAAGGGAAAAAUCAUAUAUACUCCAUGUAAAAGGACAACUAUCGCAUGUACAGAUGUGAUCGGAUAAAGAGUCCAACAGAAGGAUAUAUGUAAAACGUAUACAGUAGUGAGAAAAUAGUUUGACGCAAUUAACUUAUAGCUAAUAUUUGUUAGUUAGUUAAUUGUUUACUCAAUUUCAUUACGUUUAGAGUUUAGUUAUGCGUUUUAGAUUUAAUUGAAAACCGUUCGCCUAAAAUUAAUUGAUUUGCAUAAACAAUGUACGCUAAUGGUGCCUGCUUUUCAUCUUUCAAGUCUUAAGUGUGUAAAAUUCUCUUUAAUAGAAUAAUUUUCUGCUUCUUCUUUCUUUUCCCAUUUUUAUUAUGAUAUUUGAAAUUUCGAUGCACCAGAGUAUAGAGAUAUGCUAGCGUAAAUUCUAUGCGUUCGGUACAUUGGUUUGGAAAAUUAUAAAAUCUCUAAACCCGUUUACGAGUAUGUCUCAAGGACAACUAUGAACUCACUGUAGUAAUAAGCAAGAGUACGACUAUGCGGUGCAUACGAAUGAGCUACUUAAGCAUCUUUUAUUAGUAUUUACUAUAUAUUUUAUUUAUUUCGAUACUUAUAAACGCCAGAAACGCAAUAUUAAAUUAAAAUUGUAAAAUCUAUGAAAUGAGGAACGGAAUCAGACAUAUGCUUAUGAUAAAACCGGAAUCAGCAUUAGCUAUGACUGUCUUUCUGUCUGCUGUCUUAAAGUUCUUUCAUCAAAAUUAUCUCUUAAUAAUUCGAGGCGCAAUGUACAAAUGUGAGCCCUACUUCAUUCAUCAUCAAAUUGGGUACGAUAUCACAAAUAAUAUUACAUAUAUUAUUCAUAUAUAUGAAAGAUAAAAAAAAAAAAUAUUUCCAAUGAAACCUGGAAACCUGAUUCGGAUUCAUUGGAAGUGAAUUUUGCUACUUAUGAGCUUCUAAUUAGCGCACUUGUCUCUACUAUAAACAUCAUAACAUAACAGUUACAUAUAUUAAUCGACUCUUAUAUGGCACAUGAAAAGUUUUAUAAAAAAAA
Messenger RNA from Glossina fuscipes, 2368 nucleotides. RefSeq lists its product as uncharacterized. The transcript is spliced from 6 exons. NCBI's taxonomy places the organism in Eukaryota, Metazoa, Arthropoda, Insecta, Diptera, Glossinidae. The coding region runs from base 271 to 1362 and encodes 363 amino acids. The record is from RefSeq and is a predicted model, not a curated record.